AUGUCUACACAUGUGCAUGAAUUGCAGGCUUACAGAUACCUACCGACAGAUUCCGCCAAUCGGGCGUCCCAAUUGCCUCCCCACGGCUCAAAGCAGAAUAAGACUCAGGAACUGAUCGUGCCUGUGCCGCUGAAGACGCCCAUAACACCCGGAGCGUCGAGCCUUGCGGCUGCUCCCCCGGCCCCUGACGUCUCCCGGUCCACGACCCCGUUACAACUCUCACUCCCUGCUCUCGCCAGGUACCAUUCUGCAGUGGGCUCGCAGCCAACGUCCCCGGACAAUAGACGAACGGAAAGCAGGCUCAGUAGCGCUUAUUAUACAACCGCCUGGGGUUCUCCGUAUGCGACACCUAGUCCCAAACGGCUGACUUCAUCUAUAAGAAGCCGUCAGGGAGUCAGUGAUUUCGGCGUGGAAACUUCGCCCAGCCAAUCCAUGCACAGUGGGCAGCCAGGGACGUCUUCGAGGAGGUAUAACACUGAUCCGCACAAAACUGGCGUGCCACCAUCGGAAUCGGCUAAACUGUUUGACGGCUUGCCUGGCAAACGGUUAGAAGAAGAUCUUUUGGUGCGGCAAGGGGGCAAUUCGGCCAAGGCCUUUACUCAAGAUUGGAUCAACCAGUACCUUUCAGGCCAGUUGCGUUCUGAGCGGACUAACUGGCUAAGUGACGAUUCUGGCGACGACGUAGCUUCGUUCCUCACGGCGAGAAAUUAUCUCAGUGAAUCUGAAGGCUGGCUUGGUCUUGACGACGAUCCACUGGAAGACGAUCCGUUGAAAACUCCGACGGCGUCUACUUUCUUUAACCGAAGACUCAAAGAGCAAACAGGAAAACUUGAGCUGCCGAAGCUGAGAGCAAGACACCUCAAAACCAACAGCACGGACACUUUGAAACAGUCUGACUUCUGGGAUUUUGGAUACGACCAAGACGCAACCCCUGCUGCAAUACCUCCUACCGAGUCAAAUAUGGCUACGACACCCGAGACUGCGACGGAUCGUAAAUCAAGCAUGUCUAUAUCGCCGGUCGAAAAACCACUUCCGCCCCCGCCGGAUCUGGAUAAGGAGUCGGGUCAGCCUUUACCGCCCACCCCCAAACCCACACUUAUCCGCAGAACCACAUCCCAAAGGCCAAAAACUCGGGUCCCUUGGCGCGGGAAACAGUGCGUGAUUGCACUCCCGCUUGAUGACCUUCGUGGAACGAGUGAAGGUUCAGGAGCGUUAUUGACCCCUGCCGAUGUUGAACUGCGAUUAAAAAAGUGGGAACAGGAGGGAUACGAUGUCCGUUCAUUUGGUUCUGACCUUGCCCAGAGCCGUCCGGCUUUCCCGGAUGCUAGUACAUUUCAGACGGAACAGCAAGACAGGAAAUAUGUUGUGACAUUUCCCAAUCAGGCGGAAUGGGACGCUUAUGUCAAUUUUUUGAAAGAGGAAAAGCUCAGGGCGCUUGGGGUAUUCCUAGGCGACGAUAUCUCAGCUCCAAUGAGUCAAACUCCGUCCCAGUUCGUUGGAAACGCGAUGUCUCCACCAAUUCCGACUUCGUCAGCAGCUAGUAACCAGCUCAAUAUGGGAGGAAACCCCCUAGCAAACAUUCUAGGCCAGGCAACGAAGCCGAAUGCUGGUUUACUCUCCUUGACCUCCCCGUCGUCUCCAUUUGGGUUUGCUACCAGCUCUCCUUUUUCAAAUCCUCCUGUAUCUUUUUCCAGCGAGCCAGGAUACCCUUUCUUGCCGUUUCAAACGCCAGCAACUACUACGCAGGGGACAAUUACACCUCAACAUCCUUAUGGUCUUCGAACAGGCGUCGUGUCGCCUGUUGGUGGCUCAAAUUUGCCAAACCUUGGCUCAUUAUUACAGCCGGUUUCUCCGCUAACCCCCGAUGAUUUAAAGCAAUACCCAGGGAAUUUCAACCCUCAGUUAAGCCAUCCAUUUGCUGGCCAGUCACAACCAUCCCAAAUGGGAGAUAUCGGUAAUAUCAUCUCGCCUCCCUUAGAAGACCCUGGUCUAGAAGUUGAAGCAGAUUCUGACACGAUUCAAUCCUCCUCCGGGCCUGAAAUUGCCCAUCCAACUCCGCGAGGACACCGUCAUAAUCUAAGCGAAACGCUUCAAAGAGGCGUCGAGCGUGCUGAUUUCCAGCUUGAGAGCUCGAUGAAGAGUCAAUUUGAAGACAGCCAAGGGACCCAAUCUCGCGAUGAUCUGAUGAAAUCAAGGUGGGCAAUGCCUGAUGAAUCGGCUCAACAAUCCUUUAACCAACCGGCGCAAGCUAGCCACCAGCAUCAUUUGCUCCAGCAGCAAUUAUUCAGCGAGCAACCUCUCGAAGAAGGCCAGCUUGAUGGAUCCGAGAUUGAUACAAACCCAAGCUUGAUAGGUACUCCAACACGUGAGAGUAUGCAACAUCACAGCUUCCACCAAAUGGGCCAAGAUAGCAAUGUUUUCAUUCCGGGACAUCAGCCAAAAACCUCCUUGUCAAAUUUCAACAUUGCCGCAAAAGCUUUCGAUCCAACGGCAACAUUCUCGCCAACCAACUUUUCGUUCCUCGCCAACAACUUUCAGCCUGGUCUUAAUAAAGCCGAGUCCGUAUUUAGCUCUGGUCUUCCACCACACAGUGCAAACCCCACUGGCUUUAAUAUAAACACACCAUCCUUUGCGGCGCACCCAAAGAAGAAUUCGGUUCACAACUUCAAAUUUUCUGCGGCUUCAUUCAAUGUAGAAGCCCCAGUUUUCAAUCCUGGCCAAGGUGUGCACGUUGAUACUCCUAAAGAUACACAUGACGUUGAGUCCAAAAUAUUUAGCGGAUUUGAUUCGACGAUCAUCGUCCCGCCUGUUAAAAAGUCUAAAGCGAUCCCAAUUGUGCGACCAGAGGAGAAUGAAAAGGAAGAAAAACGAAUCGCAGAAGAUGAAGCCGGCCGUUCGGGUGCGCAAGGGCGUGAAAAACGUAUGCGUAGAUCACAAGAUGCCGGAGACCAAGAGGUUUCUUUGCCGACGCUGAAAGAUAUUGCGGUAGAUUCAAAGGAAGCAGCUUCGGAUGUCGGCUUCCCAGGCGAGCCCAUUCCUCAUGAACGGGGUGCAGUUGAAACUGAUGCAAACCUGAGUGUACAGGAAAUUCACGAUGAAUUUGAAGCAGAAACAGAUAAAUCUGUUGGCACACCAAUUAGCGAAUCCGCCACUUGGAAACCGUUUGAAUUCAACAAUGAAGAAGAUGCGGCUGCUUUCCAUGCAGCACUACCCACAGCUCCUCUUCCUUUUGGUGCCAAAGAUGGUAAUUCCAAAGAGCCUUCGAGUCCAGCUGCAAGUUUCAAGACAGAUGAAGCGCUACAGGUUUCCCAUUCAAUUAAUGAGCUUUCAUCAGUCUCAGAGCGUGCAGAAGAUAGUACACUGACUUCUGGCCUGAAACCGACGGCAACGCCCUUCGAAUUCAAGUCUGCUGCUUCUGCAAUUCCUUCGAUAGAACCUAAGAAGCCGGUUGGGUUGGAGGCUUCCAAAUAUGCUGUGGAGAGCGCUCCAUUAUCAUCAGCAGGCAAUCGGGUUUCGCCUGUGCCAGAGCCCUUCCAACGCGAAGCUACUACGGAGCCCGAACGGCCGAAUGACGUUCUUGCAUCCGACUCACCUAACGAGCAAGAAAUCGAUGCUGUUAUGCGGCAAUUAAACGAAGAGGACCUUGGAGUGGAGAGAAUGGAAUCACCCAUACUUCACCAUGUUGCAAUGGAGGAUAUGAAUGUGCCUGAAAACCAAUAUGGUACUCCUGAACUUGCCGCAUCUUUAGUUCGUAGCAACGCCCCGAGCCCGAGCAUUCGUGAUAGGUCUUUGACACGAGAGCAUUUGCCCAAGCUGAACACUGGCCUCACUACACCAUCACAUGCUCUUUUCACUCCUCAGCGGAGCUCCAACCUUGGGACCCAGUCCCCAAUACGACAUUUGAACAACCCAGACAUUGAUCACAUUAGUGAUUGGGAUGACGCGAUUUCGUCCGGGCAAGAGGAAGAGCUACAACAAAAAACGCGCUUCUUCGAAACACACGUCGACGAGCUUAUCAGUGGUGUGUUGUACGAUCGCCUUCUUCCACUAGAACGGACCUUGGAAACUAUUGAGAAUUCCAUUGGUUUACUCGCGUCCCAGACUAUCACGCGAAGAAGCACAUCUGCUGAAGUAGAACAUAGCGAUGCCGAUGACGAGGAUGAGGAUGAAGAAGAGGCGCACAGAUACCGCUCACGAUCACCUUUUAAGGGCCAGAAUCGACUGCUUGAGAAGAUUAGACAAGUAGUUUCGGAAAGCGUGGCUACCUAUACGAAAAACGAAAGUUCUUCAAUAGAUUUGUCUGAAAUCCAUGGGUCCCUUCGAGAACUCAAAUCUUUCGCGGCCGAGCGAGUUGCUAAAGAAGGGCCUCCUGUCGACUUCUCUGAAACUCAUCAGCAUCUUGCGGAAUUAAAAGCUCUGACUAUUGAACAUGCCAAUCAACAAUUGCCUCCCAUUGAUCUUUCUGAAGUUCACGGAUCUCUUGCGGAAUUAAAGGCUUUAGCAGCUGAAAAUGCUUCUAGGGAAGUUCCUACGGUCGAUUUCUCCGAAAUCCAUGCAUCUCUUUCAGUAUUGAAAACACUGAUCGCGUCUAAGCCGGAACAAGAUGAGGGCCGUGACCUUAAAAACGAAAUUGUCGAUUCCAUUGUGAACCAUCCAAAACUCGCUGAUAUGAUGCGUAGUUCCGAGGGUGAGAGAGAUGUAGAGAAACUGCAAAUGCAACUUGAAGGAUUGCAAAGUAUGCUACGUCUAGCGGAUGAGAGAGCCGAAGAGGAGUAUAAUAGCCGGAGAAGGAUCCAAGACUCGUUGGCCGAGUCUCAAACGCUUCUGAAGACUGCCGAAGAAGAUGCUACACGAUAUAAAGAAGCCGCCACAGCCGCCGAGGAUGCACUUAAAGAAUUUAAAAAUCAGAAGUUACCUGAGAUGGAGCGACUAGAGAAACAAUCAGCUUUGCUCAAUGAAAACCAGGAGAGUCUUCAACUAACUCUUUCUGAGCUCUCUCACAAAAACAUCACCCUCCAAGGGACACUUGACGAGUAUAGGGAAAAUGGGGACCGUUUACGCUCCGAGCUUGGCGAAGUGAAAUCCGAGAAUAAAGAACUCCGCCAGACAAUUUCCAUCUUGAAAACUCAGAUGGAGGAUGGCCUCCGUGCUCGCCAGUCACUUCGCGAAAAAUUUGAGAAACUUCAGGACGACAUGGUUACCGCCACUCGAGAUAUCGCUCAAGAUCAAUCGUUGUGGAGGAAGAAAGAGGAAGAAGCAAAUAUUAGGUAUAAUGUACUCAACACGAAGUAUGAAGAUGAAGUUAGACGUCGACAAAAACUCGAACUUCAUAUUAACGACUUAGAGCAAAAAGAAAGAGAGGCUACAAAGCUAAGAUUCAUUCUCGGACAAUCUCAGGAAGAGAACGCGAAGUUAGAGGAGUUGUUGAUGAUGGUACGGCAAGAGAGUCAUGACUACCAAAAUAAAGCCGCCAAAUAUGAACGUGAAUUCAAUGAAGCCCGCGAAAGCAGCCGUGCUGAAAUCCAGAGAGUGAGAACCUCCAUGGAGGCGGAUCUUGAGAAUGCGAAUCAUCAAGUCAACUUCGUCCGUGCAGAGCUGGAGAAUCAGAUCCAAAACCUUGAGAAUCAGCUAGAGAGCACAAAGAUGGAUGCUGAUACGACAAAGGCGAGAUAUGAACUUCUCCUAGAGGAAGCUAGAGACAAGAAGGCGGCUGCCCUUCAUGAAGCGGCCGAAUCCAAGGAAAUGGCGCUCCAAGACCAGCGACUUAUGCACGAGCGGACACUAAAUGAUCUCCGCGAACGACACGCUCGUGCUCUGCACAACGGAUCUGAAGAUAGGCAACGGGAGGAAUCUCAUUACAUGGAAUUGCUUGCUCUGCGAGACGAAAAGAUCGACCAUCUUCAGGACAAGAUUGCUCAUAUGGAAGAGAAACUUGAAAUCGCAAAGGCAGCUGCGCGCACAGCCGCUCAAGCUGCGCAAAGUGCGAAGGCAGCACAAGUCAUGUCACCGACCCAAGUUACUUCGCCAUCGUUGACUCUUGCUAGAGGCACUAGUAUCCCGGAAAAGAUCUCCCCUCAGGCAUUGCGAGAAUCUAUCAUGGUGUUGCAGGAUCAAUUGCAACAGCGAGAAGGCCGCAUCGAGGAGCUUGAGCACGAAUUGUCCCUGAUUGAUAAAGACGCACCAGCCAAAAUAAAAGAGAGGGAAACUGAGAUUACUUGGCUCCGCGAAUUGCUCCAUGUUCGUUUGGAUGAUUUGCAAGAUAUUAUCCAUGUGCUCUCACAGCCCUCGUUUAAUCAAAAUGCGGUCCGGGAUGCUGUUAUUCGCCUAAAAGCCAAUCUGCAAAUGCAACAGCAGGAGAAAGAGAGGGCUAUGGCUGGAGGUAGCCCCCAAGCUUUCCCCUCGCUAUCUGCUAUUUCGAAUUUUGCCGCGUCGCCUCGUGCCCUUCCGCUCGCAGCCGCAGCCGCAUGGGGAAAUUGGCGCAAGGGGAGAGAAAAUUCCGCGGCUCCUAGCGCGACUAAUAGCGAAGGCAACGACCAAACACCAUCCAAGUCUAAUUCACAAAGCUUUCUAACUGGACUUUUAACUCCUCCAAACUCCAACAUGCGAACACCUACGAGCCGCUCAGCACCUUCACCACGUUCGUAUUCGGACAGUCGCCCGCUGAGGUCUUCUGAGCAAAGGCGCCGCAAACCGUCCACGCUUCAGUCUCGCCAGACAGACCGUUCAUUGGAGCCUCCAAGGACACCGCCACUUCUGCGCAAAUCAAGCUAUGACCAUGAUGCAGAAGCGACAAGCUACGAUGAGGCUUAUGCCGAUGACAAUGAGAGUAUCAUCAGCGGAAUCCUCACUCAAGGCUCCGUUACACCAACCAAUGAUGGCCCAUUUGGUCCAGCUAUCUGA
Molecule: messenger RNA, 6900 nt
Organism: Uncinocarpus reesii 1704
Lineage: Eukaryota; Fungi; Ascomycota; Eurotiomycetes; Onygenales; Onygenaceae
Exons: 1
Coding region: 1-6900 (2299 amino acids)
Cellular component (GO): cytoskeleton
Source: RefSeq, a predicted model, not a curated record